Penicillium olsonii is the source of this 1644-nucleotide messenger RNA. NCBI's taxonomy places the organism in Eukaryota, Fungi, Ascomycota, Eurotiomycetes, Eurotiales, Aspergillaceae. The record is from the annotation of a GenBank genome assembly.
AUGGAUUGGGUCGUACUCCUUCGGAAAGGAGCUUUAUAUGCAGAAUUUUAUGGCAAUUCUUCUGAUGCAGUAGAUUUGGCAAUUUUCUCAAGGGAAGCAAUGAUAAAGAUUGGCGGCGCGGAUUCCGAGGCAUAUCUCAAUGGCACUGCGCGGCUAGGAUACAUAUACCGAGUGAAUGGGCAGUUGAAGGAAGCAGAAAAGCUCCAAGCACAAGUUCUAGAGACUCAAAGAGCGAGACUCGGUACAGAACACCCUGACACCCUGGCCAGCAUGAGCAGUCUGGCAGUGACAUUCUGUGUUCAGGGUCGGUUGGAAGAAUCAGAGCAGCUCCAAGCGCAGGUUCUAGAGACUCGAAGAACGAGACUCAGUAUAGACCACCCUGAUACUCUGCAAAGUAUGCGCGAUCUGGCAAUAACCUUCUAUGAACAGGGUCGGUUCGAAGAAUCAGAACAACUCGAAGCGCAGGUUCUAAAGACUCGAAGAGCAAUACUCAGUGUGGACCACCCUGACAUCCUGAAAAGUAUGGGCGACCUGGCAAGAACAUUCGGGAAACAAGGCCAGUGGAGUGAAGCAGAGCAACUCCAAACCCAGGUUCUAGAAAUUCAAAGAACGAGACUCGGUGUGGACCACCCUGACACCCUGAAAAGUAUGGGCGACCUGGCAAGAACAUUCGGGAAACAGGGCCGGCGGGGAGAAGCAGAGCAACUCCAAGCACAAGCUCUAGAGACUCAAAGAACGACAUUCGGUACAGAAUACCCUGACACCCUGGAUAGUAUGGACAGUCUGGCAAGGAUAUUCCAUAGUCAGGGUCGGCAGAGAGAAUCACAACAACUCGAAGCGCAGGUUCUAGAGAACCGAAGAAUAACACUCGGUAUAGACCACCCUGAUACUCUGCAAAGUUUGCGCGAUCGAGCAAUUACAUUCUCUGAACAGGAUCGGUGGGAAGAAGCAGAGCAACUCCAAACCCAGGUUCUAGGAAUUCAAAGAACGAGACUCGGUGUGGACCACCCUGAUACCCUAAGGUGUAUGACAAUUUUGGCAAUGAUAUUCGGGGAACAGAGUCGGUUGGGAGAAGCAGAACAGCUCCAAGCACAAGUUCUAGAGGCUCAAAGAACGAGACUCGGUACAGAACACCCUGACACCCUGGCCAGUAUGUGCGACCUGGCAUCUACAUUCCGGAAACAGGGUCGUUUGGAAGAAGCAGAACAGCUCGAGAUACAUGUGAUGGAUGCUCGCAAAGCAAAUUUGGGCGUCGAUCACCCUGAUACUCUACAGAGCAUGUCCAACGUGGCUUACACCUGGUACUACUCCAUGGGCCAGCACACCCAAGCCAUCGAUCUGCUUCUGGAGUGCGCGGUCAAGCAACGACGAGUGUUGGGCCCAGCCCAUCCUCGCACUCUUUGGAAUUACGAAACACUGCUGGAGUGGGAGUCCGAACAUCUUCAUAUAGAGCCAAGCAGCCGGAGUCGGCGAACGGCGGCGCGGGGGCUUUGGAGACAAUUUCACAGAUUCAUGAAGCGCUCAUGGAUGCGGAUACAGCAGGCCACGGUCACUGGCCAUAUGUUUUCGGGGUGUGCUGUACUCUGUUUUUGUCUCAGUUAUGUGUUGUUAUGCUAUUUGCGAUCGUCAAAUGUUGACGAGUAA